This is a messenger RNA of Centrocercus urophasianus (Greater sage-grouse), 2731 nucleotides long. It is a transcript of the gene ENOPH1, whose product is annotated as enolase-phosphatase 1. The transcript is spliced from 5 exons. Lineage: Eukaryota; Metazoa; Chordata; Aves; Galliformes; Phasianidae. The record is from RefSeq and is a predicted model, not a curated record. Bases 474 to 1334 code for a protein of 286 amino acids. Gene Ontology annotation, molecular function: acireductone synthase activity; magnesium ion binding.
UCACAUUCGGUUUUUAGCAACGUUGGUGAUUGGGUGGGCUCCGGGAAUGACCGCGGGUUUUAGGAACGUUGGUGGGCUCGAGGGGUUCUUGUGAUUGCGUGGGUUUGGGUGAUUUUAGGUGUACCGGUGGGUUUGGGGUGGGUUUAGGUAUUUUGAUGGUUUUAUGGUGGGCGGCUGUUUGAGGGGUUAUUUUAUUGUGCUUGUAUCAUUUUAAGUAUUUUGGUAGGUUUUUAUCGACUACGAUGGCUUUCAUCGAUGGGUCUUAGCGAUUCUGAUAAUCCUAAGUGAGGAUAGUGGAUUUCAAGGUGGUUUUGGGGAUUUCAGAGGGUUCCAGGGACUCCCGUAAUCUUUAAGGAUUUGCGUGGCUCUUAACAAUUAUGGUAGUUUUUAACAAUUUUGGUAAUUUUAGACAGUUCAGUAGGUUAGAGGGGCUUUGGUGGCGUUUCCAGAUUUUAGUGGGGUUUUUUUAAGUGAUGAUGGUGGCCCCACUGCUCUCAGUGGCCACAAUGCCAGCGCUGCCCUGCUUGCUCCCACCCCACCACCGGCACUCAGAUGAAGGUUUUAAAGCUCUUUCAGCAUUUCUCUGGUUUUGGUUUCUGAGCUGCCAUAUUCAUGUCUGCGUGUGCUGCCAGGAGACACUGUUCCCCUACAUCAGAGACAACGUGGAGCAGUACCUGCGUGCGCACUGGGAGGAGGAGGAGUGCCAGCGGGAUGUGGGGCUCCUGAGGCAGCAGGCCCAGGAGGACUCGGGCCUGGACGGAGCAGUGCCGAUCCCAUUGGAAAGCGGCAGUGGGGAUGAGGAGCUGGAGCGCGUCAUCCGGGCAGUAGUGGACAACGUGCACUGGCAGAUGGCUCUGGACAGGAAGACCACGGCGCUGAAGCAGCUGCAGGGACACAUGUGGAGAGCGGCCUAUGCCACGGGGCUGGUGAAGGGAGAAGUCUUUGAGGACGUGGUUCCAGCCAUCCGGAAGUGGAGGGAAGCUGGGAUGAAGGUCUACAUCUAUUCUUCGGGCAGUGUUGAAGCCCAGAAGCUUCUGUUUGGAUACUCUACAGAAGGCGAUAUUCUAGAGCUCUUUGAUGGCCACUUUGACACCAAAAUAGGUCCCAAGGUAGAAAGCGAGAGCUACCGAAGGAUUGCUGCAAGUAUAGGAUGUGACACUAACAACAUUCUCUUCCUGACUGAUGUCCCUCGAGAAGCAAACGCAGCCGAGGAAGCGGACACUCACGUGGCUGUGGUCAUCAGACCUGGUAACGCAGGACUGACAGAUGAUGAGAAAUCAUACUACAGCCUCAUCUCAUCUUUCACUGAACUUUUCCUGCCUUCCUCCACUUAAGGAAAGUGAUGCACACACAGAAGGCUGUGCUUCACCUGAGUCGUCCUUGUGUAACUUCAAGUAAUUUUGUCCAUGACCAGAAUGUAAAACCAAACCCACGUCAUGUAUUGGACCCACAGCCAAUGCAGGUAUGGAUGGAGAGUAUGGUGUGGGGUUCCCAAUGCAGUACAUUACAGCUGCCACAGACAGCUAGUCCUUGCUGCAGGCAAGCUGUAUAUACAGAGAAUGACUUAAAUCUUGGCUACACCUACAGCAGGUCCUAGGUACAAAACAGUAUGACUUGUGUGCUGACACUGCUUACAGUGACACUGUCAGCCCACGAGAAUGAAGUAGAGCAUACAGUAAGAAUUAAGUUCUUUAAAAAUUGAAUUCUGGACCCACCUCAUGUUGCUGCCAGGUGAUGUGAGUCUGCGGGAUCCAACAGGCUGACACCACAGCCAGCUUGGCUGCAUUUCUGCCCAAAACUACCAUAGCUCCUCAGUAGCCAGCUAUUGCUGGUCAGUUGUGAGCAGACCUUGCCAAACAUCCUGCUGCAUUGAAUGAGAGUUAAACCAGAGAUCUUUUCACCCGCCUUACUUUAACCAUGCCAAUUUAUAGCAACAGUCAUGGAGCUUUUCCUUCUAUAGUCAAUAAAGCCACAGCUUUGUUUACAUCAUGUUCACUGUAUUUAGCUUUGCUGCCUGUCACCAGUGAUCCCAGCACCUAAAGGAAAAAUCUAUUUAAAAAUACAAACAAACAAAAAAAACACAGUUUUUUUUCCCUGCUUUUGCCCUCCCUGUCCAUUCUUUAGGACAGACAAGCCUGUCUUGCUGAGGAAGCAGCAUCAUGUCCCUGUCUGUCUCAUGAUUUGACGAGGGACUUGGUGGAAGCCAGGAGGCUGAAUCAAGCAAUAACAGUGGUGGUCUGACACAGUCGCUGGCACUCAGCUCAAGAGUAUCACCCACUACUUACUAAUUGCUGUGCAGCUGUGCUUGAACUUGCCCCUCACAGCUCUGGUAAUGAAACGGCCACAACAGAUUGCCAGCACACACGCUGCCUUCCUGAGCUCUGGUGCACAUCUUCAGCUCUCCUGUUGAAGUAGCUACAUAGAGAAAAAAGCACCUGAGGAGGUAAACACGUCAUGCCAGCACUGCCCUUCUAAAACUUGAUGGCAGCUGUGAGGCAGCUAAUGUGAAUGCCUUUCCAGGCUGUGUAGAGCAUGAUCCACCUCCGAGAAAGAGCCUGCUAAUUAGCACUGCUACAGUCUGUACCUGCAUGGCUGAAUGAUCCCCAGCUUCAUUAAGUGUUAAUUUGUAUCAUGAUAGUGUAAAUAUUUUCUGUUCUGUGUUUGCCCUCAUAAAGCUGUGCAUGGGAUAGGGGACAAAAAUAAAACUCACUUUCUCCAUAAAAGCACUUUA